Dama dama (fallow deer) is the source of this 2315-nucleotide messenger RNA. It is a transcript of the gene UBOX5, whose product is annotated as U-box domain containing 5. The record is from RefSeq and is a predicted model, not a curated record. Gene Ontology annotation, biological process: protein polyubiquitination. Gene Ontology annotation, molecular function: ubiquitin protein ligase binding; ubiquitin-ubiquitin ligase activity. Lineage: Eukaryota; Metazoa; Chordata; Mammalia; Artiodactyla; Cervidae. Gene Ontology annotation, cellular component: nucleus. Bases 185 to 1792 code for a protein of 535 amino acids. The transcript is spliced from 5 exons.
CAUUGGAGUCUUUUCAAAGGAGUCAGCUCUUCACAUCAGGUGGCCAAAGUAUUGGAGUUUCAGCUUCAGCAUCAGUCCUUCCAAUGAAUAUUCAGGACUGAUUUCCUUUGGGAUGGACUGGUUGGAUCUCCUUGCAGUCCAAGGCUAUUUCUGAUGCUUGGAAGCUAUCCUCUCAGCCAUAAAGAUGGUAAUAAAUCUUUGUCUCCCACAGUUCAGACCAAGAAUUUACUGCAACAAGAUAUCAGCUGAUGGCUAUGAAGUAGAAAAUCUCAUCUCUGAAGACCUCACAAAGAGAAGUCAUGGUUUUAGGACAGAGUAUUUCAUUAAGCCACCGGUCUAUGUGACAGUUUCCUUUCCCUUCAAUGUGGAAAUCUGUAGGAUUAACAUAGAUCUCUCAGCUGGGGGAGGCCAGAAUGUCACUGGCCUGGAAAUGUACACAUCUGCCUUAUCCAGCAGAGCAUCUUGGAAUACCCCUGAGUGCCGGACCCUAGAUGAGCCAUCCAUUCCGGACAAGGAAGCAUUCACUUUGGUGGGCAAAGUCUUGUUGAAAAACCAGAGCCAGGUGGUGUUUAGCCACAGGGGCUUCAAGGCCAGGCCACCUUUUGGCCCAAUGGAAGCCACACUCCCCUCCCCUGCUGUUGUGGCCCAAGAACUCUGGAAUAAAGGGUCUCUUUCUCUUAGUCACGUGGCCCAUCUCAAGAUCUGUAUCACCCAUGUGACAGGUGGUGGUAUCCCUUGUAUCAAGCGGUUAGAGGUAUGGGGUCAGCCAGCCAAAACCUGCUCUCAGGAAGUAAUAGACAGUGUCCUGCUGGUUGCCUCAGAGAGUCUCCCUCAGGACUUGUCUUUACAGGCUCCAGCGUUGCCCAUGGAGAGUGACUGUGAUUCUGGGGGCCAGUCUGAGGGCCAGCAGGCCCCCUCUAGCCUACAGGAGCUGGCUGAGGUAAUUCGGGAUAUACCUGAAGAGUUCUUAGAUCCCAUCACCCUGGAGAUCAUGCCUUUCCCCAUGCUACUGCCCUCAGGCAAGGUCAUUGACCAGAGCACGCUGGAGAAGUGUAACCGCAGUGAAGCCACAUGGGGCCGAGUGCCCAGUGACCCUUUCACAGGAGUAGCCUUUACUCCACACUCCCAGCCCUUGCCUCACCCUUCCUUGAAGGCGCGGAUCGACCAUUUCCUGCUCCAGCACUCCAUCCCUGGCUGCCAGCUGCUCGGGAGAGCACAGACUGCAUUGGCAGUGGCCCCUUCUUCCGUUGCUCUGCCCUCUCGGAAAAGGAAGAUGGAGCAGGCCGAACAUGGCCCAGACAGUAGCCUUGGCUUAAAUGCUUCCUGUUUUUCUACCACAAGCCUUCUGGUCUCACCCUCUACCUCAGAGCACACUGCUAAGAAAAUGAAAGCUGCCAGUGAGCUCAUGGAUUGUUCAACAGGCCCAGUGUCCCAUGAGCAAAAACUGUCACAAAGCUUGGAAAUUGCCUUGACAUCAACCCUUGGCUCCAUGCCCUCCUUCACAGCUCGGCUGACCAAGGGACAGCUCCAGCACCUCAGCACAAGAGGGAACAAUACUUCCUGGAGGCCCGGCACCAGCUCGGAGCAGUCUGGGAGCAGCCUGGGCCCUGAAUGCACAUCCUGCAAAAGAGUGUUCUCCCCCUACUUCAGAAGGGAGUCUGCAUACCAGCUUCCCUGUGGCCACCUCCUGUGCCGGCCCUGCCUGGGCGAGAAGCAGCGCUCCCCGGCCGUGACUUGCACAGCCUGCCAGCAGCCGUUCGCCAGCCAGGACGUUCUGCGGGUUCACUUCUGAGUGAACAGCCUCAACCUGAGGAGACCCAUCGCUGGGGGGAGCUGAGGAGGAGUGACUGGGGGGCUCAGAGCUCCUGAGGUCUGGCCUGGUCCCAGGCAUGGGGUUGGGGGGGGCUCUGCUUUCUCCAGGGCUUCCCCUUUGUCUCCUCCCACAGUGUAGCACGUGGGCCUGCGGAGUGAGGGGUGGGGAAGGGGCCCUCUGCACCCACUCACGUGGCAAUAGGAUAACAAAGCCAUAGUUUGGGCUGGGAGGGAUGGGGGACAUGUCCCUGCCCCCCAGUGCCUCCCUGCCAGCACCCCUGCCAGAGCCCAGGGUCUGCUAGAGCCAGUCCCACACUGAGCCACACUCUGCACACACCUCUCAUCCUCCAAGGCGGAUGUGAGUGUGGCUCUGGCUCUCAGAGAGAACUUCCACUGUCAGUGUCACCCACAAGUAGAACACGGCGAGGAUCUGUGGAGUGAAUGACUCAGCCCCUCUGACUGGCAAACCACUCUGAGCCUUAAUAAAGCGAUGGUUGACGUCU